Miscanthus lutarioriparius is the source of this 1062-nucleotide messenger RNA. The record is from the annotation of a GenBank genome assembly. NCBI's taxonomy places the organism in Eukaryota, Viridiplantae, Streptophyta, Magnoliopsida, Poales, Poaceae.
AUGGACGACGACGACGGCAGCCUAGGCAUUCGGAAUUGGGGCUUCUACGACACUGUGAAAGGCAACCUCGGCCUGCAGCCCAUGUCGUCCGUGCCACCUGACCGGGACACAAAGUCACUGCUCCCGAACGGUGCCUUCUUGCAGCACCAUGGACACCACAACGCCACGCACCAGCUCCACAUGCAGCACUCGCAGCAUUCCCGUGGCCCCGCUGGUGGUCGAGCCUCUGUUGGCAUGCCUGCCGAAUCGCAACCUAUUCACAUGGACUUCUCACGCAAUGAAGCUUGGUUGCACCAGUUGCACCACCAACGUCCUCCUGAGCAGAAGGUCCUUCAUUCUCGCCCUAUCGGACCAGCUGGGCAUGUUGGGCAUCCAGGCCAUGGUGGCCAUCCUGCGCAUGGUGGACAUAUUGUGCAUCACCAUCCUACUGGCUAUGGGAUGAUAUCAGAUGCACAGCAUACUCUCCAGAUGAUGCAACCACCGCUUGAGUCACAGCUUCAGGAGCCUCCUCCAUGCAAGGAAGAGGAAGCGCCACCUCCGCUGGUUGAGGAUCACUCUGUGCCUGUGGUUAGUACCGGGCCACCUCUGAAAAAGAGGCAGCGGGGCCGGCAGCAGAAUCGGCAGCCUAAGUCACCAAAGCCUAAGAAGCCUAAGAAGCCUAAGAAGGCUGCUGUUCCACUGGAGGAUGGAGCACCCAAUGGGCAUGCGCCCCGAAGGAGGGGACCUAAGAAGACUGUGGGGAUGGUGAUUAAUGGUAUUGAGCUGGACCUUGCCAACAUACCAACACCAGUUUGCUCGUGCACCGGAGCUCCCCAGCAAUGCUACCGGUGGGGUGCGGGUGGCUGGCAGUCUGCAUGCUGCACAACUUCUAUAUCAACGUAUCCACUGCCAAUGAGCACAAAGCGCCGGGGCGCACGUAUUUCUGGAAGGAAGAUGAGCCAAGGUGCAUUCAAAAAGGUGCUUGAGAAGCUGGCUGGUGAAGGGUACAACCUUGCUAAUCCAAUUGACUUGAAGACGUUUUGGGCUAAGCACGGCACAAAUAAGUUUGUAACAAUCAGGUAA